This is a messenger RNA of Pochonia chlamydosporia 170, 1170 nucleotides long. RefSeq lists its product as hypothetical. The coding region runs from base 1 to 1170 and encodes 389 amino acids. The transcript has a single exon. The record is from RefSeq and is a predicted model, not a curated record. Lineage: Eukaryota; Fungi; Ascomycota; Sordariomycetes; Hypocreales; Clavicipitaceae.
AUGAAGACGCAUAUUUUCCUUACGGCUGUCAACAUAGCUGUUGUGAACGCACGGUUUGGCCAAGAGCAAGGAGACGGCGCUAUUGCCGCUAUUGGUGCUCUUACAGAUCUAGGACAACCUGGACAGGCCGCAACUCUAGCCGGUCAAUCUAUACAGUUUCUCCUCGCAGCGGCCAACCCCUGUGGUAAACUCACACAAGCAGACCUCAUCUUAAGCCAACUAGGCACAAGUGAUGCCGCUGUUGCAGCUGCACGGGGACUUGUAGCAGCUGAGCAGAACUUCAACCCCUUCGUUGUCAGCAUUCCAUCAAUUUGUUCGGAUGCUGCUCUACCCAAAUCUCCUGAACUAAGGGGAGUUGUGCCGCUAAUUGAUCCCGCGGUCGUCGGCUCAGAGACCGAGAAUGAUAAUGCGAAGGCGUCUACAACCAACCCGUUCCAAGCCGAUGGGCUCAGUGUUGCUCAAGUAAUGAUUGCGCAGGGCUUCUCCAACUUCACUUCCGUGGCUGCUGAUGGGACGAAGCAGACGAACACAAACAAGCCGGUAACUGGAUCGUCGCCAGAUCAGGGGAAUAAGGCGCCCGCAAAAGAUGCUCCCACUACCACCAAGUCACCAACGGACGUUGGUUGCGCAAAUGUUCGCCCAACGACCUUGGUCACGGUUGCUUCGCCAUCUGCUCAACCCUCAGCAACAAACGCCGCGAAGCCAGGAGGAUGUACUGGUAGUGGAAACACGAUGACUUGCUCCGCUCCCCAGCAAGGAACAGGAGCAGUUCAGAACGAUGUCACCGGCAAUUUUGAUGGGUUUCAAGCAUCCAGCAUCCAAGGCCUAGACUUUGGUCUUUGUGUUCCUACGAUGAAAUUUGAAGCCGGUCUCAAUGGGCGGUCCAAUACCGAAUUCACAUUUCAAGCUGUUGAUCCGCUUGUUAAUAAGGGCCAGCAGGAGGCUCUGAAUCCUAAUAUUAUCACCAACCGAAUUCACGACCAGCUCACAAAUGUUUGUGGCGCAAAUGCCGAGGCUAAAGCUGCAGUAGCGGCCGCCCAGGCUAAAAUAUCCGCAUUAGGGACCAGGGAUGCCGACACGGCGAACACAUGGAACACGCUUCUUGGUUUCGAAAAUGCCAAUAUUAACCCUGAUAAUGCCCCUAAGGCAGGGCUAGUGGGUCACACCUAG